AUGCCCCCGACCCCAGAGUCCCAGCUUGGUGAUGGCUCGGCGAGCAAUGAGCCCACGCCGCCUGCGGGCUCCUCGGUUAACUAUACGCCCCCAAAUCCAGACGCCUCUAUGAUCAAGGUUACAAGAGGGCAUAGCUGUGUGUUAUGCCAGCAGCGCAAGGUACGUUGCGAUAAGAACAAACCCUGCUCCAAUUGCUUAAAGGCAAAUGUCGAAUGCCGUGUUGUGCCACCUCAACCACCUAGGCGCCGCAAGAAGCGCGUUCCCGAGCGAGAUUUGGUUGAGCGUCUGCGGAAAUAUGAAGCGCUCUUAGCCCAGAACGGCAUCGAAUUUGAUUCGCUGGGUCCGGACGUCAAGAUUGUGGACCCCGGCUCCGUUGAAGACGGUGACGAGCUAGAGUCCGAGUUUAUAAGGCAGAGGAGUAAGGAGUCUCCAGCCGGUGUGGACCCUGACUUGAUCUCAUCACCCGGCGAGACCGCCCAUGUUCCCAGAGACUCAUCCGAUGAAGAAGAUGUUGGAUCAUCCAUCAAUCAAGCAUAUGACAAGAUGUUUGAGAGCCCUGAUGGCUUCCCUUUUGUAGUCGGCGGCCAGUUCGAAAGUGUCACCGCUCAACAUCCAUCCGCCAUCCAAAUAUUCCAGUUAUGGCAAAUCUACCUAAAUAAUGUUAACCCUCUUCUUAAGCUUACACAUACACCAACAUUGCAAGUGCGGAUUAUCGAAGCCGGAGCAAGCCUCGACAAGGUGUCUAGGUCCCUCGAAGCACUGAUGUUUUCAAUCUACCUAAUGGCUAUCACGAGUAUAGAUGAUGAAGAAUGCCAAGCCACGUUUAACGAAUCGAGAAUCAACUUGCUGGCCAAGUAUUAUUAUGCUACACAGCAAGCCCUUCUAAAUGCAGGCUUUAUGCGCAACCCGGAUCUUACCUUGCUGCAAGCUUACCUUUUAUAUCUUCUGGGUAUCCGACAGUAUUCGGACCCCCGGUCAUUAUUUUGCUUAACGGGAAUUGGCGUACGCCUUGCUCAGAGGAUGGGUUUACAUCGUGACGGUGCUCAAUUUAAUUUAUCACCAUUCGAAGUGGAAGAGAGGAGACGACUAUGGUGGAACCUUGCCGGAUUUGAUCGACGAAUAGGAGAACUAUGUGGUUCCAUCAUCACUGCCAUAUCCAAUGGGGGUAACUGCAAAUUACCGCUCAACAUCGACGACGCCAACUUACACUUACACGCGAAAGACCCUCCUCCACCGUAUACCGGCGCGACUGAGAUGAUGUUCUCUCUCUCGCGCCUAGAGUUUGCCAAGGCACCAGGAAACGAUAAGAUGAGAGGCCAAUCUUCAGAAACGAAUCCCCAAGCGGUUGCAAGCGUUGCUGACCACCGGUUGUCGAGCUAUCUCGAACGAUUUUCUUCUCAUAUGGAGGAUACCUAUCUGAAAUACUGCGAUCCUAAAGUCCCACUUCAUUAUAUGACUCUUCUUAUGACGCGAGCGAAUAUCUGUAAGCUAAAGAUAGUAUCCGGCUUCUUCCGCGUUGCACUUACGGCACCUACUCCCUUGCCGACAACCGAGAGGGAAGAACUCUUCAUCGAGGCAAUUAAGAUGAUCGAGUAUGAUAGCAUGAUGCAAGCAAGAGAAAGUUUACGGGGCUUCCUCUGGUAUACUAAUAUGCAUUUCCCAUUCCCGGCUUAUAUAUGCUUGCUUACCGAACUUCGCCAUCGUACGACCGGUGACUUAUGCGAGCGUGCGUGGGAAACCAUCUGCGAGCACGCUGACCGAAGGAAGAUGACAUCUCACAUGCGUAGUCCUAUGCAUCUAUCCUUUAGCCCUCUCUUUGUAAAAGCCUGGGACGCGCGCGAGGCCGCAGAAGCCGCCCUCGGGCGUACCCUAGCACCGCCUCGCCUUAUCACCCACAUGAGACAAAUCGCGGCUCGACUACCAAAGGCGAUUAAAAAGAAGUCGCCGGUACCCACGCCUUCACCUAAGAUCCCUGUCAUAAGCGGUGCUUACGUUGCAACGGCGCCAACGCCACCAGAACAACCAAACGUACCAGGUGCUGCUAUACCCAUAUACCCGGAAACCGAUAUAUUCGGUGGUGGCAUGCCGCAGAUGGACAUGAACCGGCAAUUCGCGACUGCGUUCCCGGACGUAAACUUUGGCGGCGAGAUGGACUGGAACUACUUGAUGCAGGAAUACGGUGGAUUCAUCGCCCACGCACCCCAGAUGACGGCCUACGCUAAUCAGACGCCAAUGCAAGAUCCUAAUCACCCCCCAACUUCUGCAUGGCAGUGA
Molecule: messenger RNA, 2274 nt
Organism: Daldinia childiae
Lineage: Eukaryota; Fungi; Ascomycota; Sordariomycetes; Xylariales; Hypoxylaceae
Exons: 3
Coding region: 1-2274 (757 amino acids)
Biological process (GO): regulation of DNA-templated transcription; DNA-templated transcription
Molecular function (GO): DNA binding; DNA-binding transcription factor activity, RNA polymerase II-specific; zinc ion binding
Source: RefSeq, a predicted model, not a curated record